Pseudomyrmex gracilis is the source of this 3416-nucleotide messenger RNA. Its product is annotated as ankyrin repeat domain-containing protein 12. Bases 358 to 3132 code for a protein of 924 amino acids. NCBI's taxonomy places the organism in Eukaryota, Metazoa, Arthropoda, Insecta, Hymenoptera, Formicidae. Gene Ontology annotation, cellular component: nucleoplasm. The record is from RefSeq and is a predicted model, not a curated record. The transcript is spliced from 8 exons.
GUCCGUCGCGGCGUAGAGCUGCGCGUUGUUUGUUUGUGUGUGUGUGUGUGUGUUGUGUGUUGUGCGCGCGUGUGUGUGUGUUGUGUUGUCCGUCGUGUUGUCAUUUGUUGUUGUUGUGUCAACUCGCGUCAACGUCGAUUGUUAGCUGUUGUUCGCGCGAACGAGCUCAAUCGCGCUCAAAAUGGCGUGAACCCGAUCCCGCGCGCACUUUUAAGGUUAUCUUCGGCCUUGCGUUGGCGCGCGGAUUUUUUUGGCGGCGAGCGCGCGGACCCGUUUGCUGGCCGUGACGCGUGACGGCCUACAUGCUCGUUGUCCACGUUCGAUGUCCACAAGCACAUUUUCCAUGCCACGAGUUACAUGAGUUAUGAAGACGGAAUGCCCGCAGGCGGUACAAGUCGUUUCCGCGGUUACUCGUCGCGGAUGUCGGAACGACAACAGCUCGCGCUACUUCUGCAAAUGUCAUCUCAGGAAAUGAUAUCAGACGUUACAGGCGCUGCUGGUUCAUCCGACGAGAGUGUAACAGCCGGUCCUGACAAUCCGUGUUCUCCUGCUGAAAGGGGCGGAGCUACAGCGCCGCCGUCGAGCGAACAGGAGCAACAGCAACAGCAGCAGCAGCAGCAACAACAACAACAACAACAACAACAACAACAACAGAUCUACCAACAACAUAAUAACACGCAGUCCCAACAGCAACAGCAGCAACGCGCAGCAGGAAGUGUCGCAGCCGUUGCAUCGCACGUUGCUGAGAACAGUGGAGCCCCCUGUGAAAUGCGGAGAACACCACCGCAAAAUAAAGUUGACAGAUCGGGUACUGGGCAGUCUGGAAGCUCGCCGAGGGUGACGCUCCGGCUCAACCAGGUGCGAGGAACAAGGGAUGAGAAGAAAGGGACGGGCGCUUCGAACUCCCGUCAAGGCGGCAUAAGCGCACAAGGUCAAAGUUCAAUGGAAACUUCGUCGAAGACGUCGGGCAAUGCGUCAUCGGGAAGCACAAAUGCCGCUUCGAACACUGGCACGUCGGGCAACACGUCCUCUAGUGAUAGCGGUGAUGUGUACGAAUUCAAAAGCUCGAAAGAGCCAACGCCGGUGAGAGGCGCAAGCACAUCUCCUAAUCCUAAUCCGGAUAAAGACAAAGAUAGUGGCGGCAAACCUUCAGCUGGCCAAGGUAGUCAGGGAGGUGGCAAUAAUGCGGCCACUACCGGCGGUUCGUCAACAUCGUCCAGUGAAGCGACGACGGCACCAUUGACUUCCGAUGAAGCUUCAGCCGCCACAACGUCGCCAUCGUCGAAACGUACUUUCGAGGGCGGUGACAAUACGGAGGAGCAGGACGAUGAAAAUCGUCGGAAGAAACGAAAAGACACCGAAACCCCGAAAGAGAAUACAAAAACUAACACAACGGGACGGCAAAAUACCAGUAGAAACGCCGCUAGUAGUGGAGAAAAAUGUGCUAAGUCGGGUAAACAAGGAUCUGGAACAACGUCCGGGAAAGGGAAUCAAAAUGCAACUUCCGUCAGUGCGGACAGGAAGAGUCCCAGCACCUCUUCUAUGGCCAGUAGUCCAAAACCUUCGAAUACUCCCAGUUCGACAAACACGAAAACCGCCACCCCAGCGCCAUUGGAAUCCGACAGCGAGGAAGACCGACUGAAAUGCUCCGAUUCUAAUUCCGCUCCCAAAGUACCACCCUUGAAAAUAGUUAUUCCGCAGAGUACGGCAUCGGAACAAGAGCAAGGCAAUAGAAACGGUAAAAAUAUUACAAAUAGAAGUCAUCAGUUGCCCUACGUAGUUGCGAGCUCGAACAGCAAUGAUUCGUUAGAGAAAGAUCAAAGUCAAUCGGCCAGCGGUACAACCAGUCCUACGGAAGGUGGCACUAGUACAAAAGGGGAGGAUAAAAAAGAUUUUGGUGCGAUUUUGCACGGGGAGGAAAGGUCGACUCAUCAUCAACGAGUAUUGAGAAGUUCACACAGAACCGGAAAUGGCAAUAACGGUUCCACGGUGCAAAAAGAAAGUACACCUUCGUCGGGUAAUGGAAGUUAUUCCAAUUCGUCGCCCUUGCCAGCUAACGCUUCUAUGGAUCGAUCGAAUAAUUCCUCACCAUUACAAAGACAUCACUCACCGACGCCCGAGACAGCCGGAUCCGACGCUAGUAAGACUAGUUCGUCGGAAUCCGCAAAUACGGGGACCGCCUCGAAAUCCAGCGCAACUGUGGAAAAGUCGGAAAAAAAUAUGGAGUCCACCGGAAAGAAUCAAAAGGAUAGUAAUGCGGAAACCACAGAGAAUGUGUCGUCAGUGACAUCCUCUGCGAUAUCGAACACCAACACACCGGCACCACCUGUCGAGCUUCAUCCCAGAAAAAGAAAGAUGAAACCUAAUAAAGAGGCACAACAGGCUGCUACAGCCGCUAACGACGCGGCUGAAGCUACUAGUACGGGACCAGAAAUUCAUCCGCACGAUCAACCAAUUACCAAUUGUUAUCAGCUAUUUCUAAAUAUUAGAAAACAGAUCGAGAGAAGACGAAAGGGUUUAUUUCCGGUACAACCGAAACCUCCUCAAGGUUUUAAGGAUUAUUUGAUGAAUCGAUGUACAUAUGUGUUAGCUGGCAAUGUGAAGCACGAGCCGAAUAUCAAUCCACCGGUUGGUCUGCACGCGGCUAUGAAAGAUCUGUACGUUGAGCAAGAAAAGGAGCGAUAUCGUCUGAGAAUGCAACAUGUUGUUGAAAAAGAGAAAUUGGUUUUGUCAGUGGAACAAGAGAUUCUUAGAGUUCAUGGUAGAGCGGCCAGAGCGCUCGCAAAUCAAUCUCUUCCCUUCUCCGUUUGUACGAUUCUCAAAGACGAAGAGGUUUAUAACGUAAUCACACCGGAACAAGAAGAAAAAGAUAGAAACGCAAGAAGUAGAUAUAACGGCAGAUUAUUUUUAAGUUGGCUUCAGGAUGUGGAUGAUAAGUGGGAAAAGAUCAAGGAAGGUAUGUUGUUGAGACACCAUAAUGAAGCGGAUUCUUUGCACGCGGUUCAACGAAUGCACUGGGAGUGGAAGUUAAAGGAAGUGGGACUGUGUGAAUCUAAAGUAACUCCUCAAAUAGAAGAUGUUCAUGUUCCAAUGGUGCAUGUUUCAGAUGAUUUCGAUUUGUUACCAGCUUAGUGUACACUAUCUUGUAUUUGUAUAAGUUUUCUUACACCUAGUUUUCUUUUGGAACAACUUCGAGGACAAUGGCUUUAAUCUGUGAUCUCUAUCGAUAUAUACGCAUCUCUGUUAUCAUGUCAUUACCAAGUAUGUUAUAAGCAAACAUUUUCAAAGCAACACACAAUGAACUGCAAAAAAAAAAAAAUUUCAAGUGACAAACGUAUGUCGUAUUACGACAUAUGUACAGAUACGCGCGGAGAAACGUGAAUUAUAAAAAAAAAAAAAAAAAAAAAAAAAACCCG